AUGGAAGACAAUGCCACACAUCACUACAUUUCCUCUUUCUUCCUGGUUGGUGUUCCUGGGCUGCAGGAGUUUCACAAGUGGAUUGGCAUCCCUGUCUGCCUGUGCCUGACACUGACUCUACUCGGGAACACCAUCAUCAUUACUACUGUGAAGCUGGAACCAAGCUUGCACCAGCCCAUGUAUUUCUUCCUUUGCAUGCUGGCAAUGAAUGACAUAGGACUUGCCAGUUCCCCAGCCCUCAAGAUGCUUCAGAUCUUCUGGUCGGAUGCGCACUGGAUUGACUUUGAUGUCUGCCUAGUCCAAAUGUAUUUUAUCCACACGCUUUGCAUUAUGGAGUCAGGCUUCUUAGUAACCAUGGCUUUUGAUCGCUAUGUAGCCAUUUGCAUCCCGCUGCAGUACACACUCAUCCUGACAACGUCAGUAGUGAUUACAAUGGGACUUGUUUGUGUGGCCCGAGCUGCAUUGUUGGUUCUACCCGGUCCAUUUCUCAUUAAGAGGCUGCCUUACUGUCUGAAAUACAUCAUUGAUCAUGCCUACUGUGAGCACAUGGCUGUGGUGAAGCUAGCCAGUGCCAACACCCACAUUAACAGAGUGUAUGGCAUCUCCGUGGCCCUUUCAGUGAUGGUAUUGGACCUUGGACUCAUAACCACUUCCUAUGUCAAAAUCCUCCAAGCGGUGUUCAGGCUGUCUUCUCAGAACGCGCGCUCCAAAGCCCUGGCCACCUGUGCUGCUCAUGUCUGCACUAUUUUGGUCUCCUACACACCUGCUCUCUUCAGCUUCCUAACUCACCGCAUUGGCAAGAACGUCCCCCCAAGCGUCCACAUAAUCGUUGCAAGUGUGUACCUCCUCGUGCCUCCCGCAGUCAACCCCCUUGUGUAUGGCAUCAAAACCAAGCAGAUUCGUGACCGAGUAGUGGGUCUCUUCUCUCCAAAUAAAAAAAAGUUCUGA
Molecule: messenger RNA, 948 nt
Organism: Perognathus longimembris pacificus (Pacific pocket mouse)
Lineage: Eukaryota; Metazoa; Chordata; Mammalia; Rodentia; Heteromyidae
Product: putative olfactory receptor 52P1
Exons: 1
Coding region: 1-948 (315 amino acids)
Biological process (GO): G protein-coupled receptor signaling pathway
Cellular component (GO): membrane
Molecular function (GO): G protein-coupled receptor activity; olfactory receptor activity
Source: RefSeq, a predicted model, not a curated record